AUGUCGUCGGAGAAGGCAUCCCCUUUUAAUCAUGAUCCAGCUGGACUACCGGAUUUUGACAAUGAUUUUAUUAAUCCCGACGAGCUGGACUGCUUCGAAAGGGCCUUGAACGCCCCCGAAGCUUCCCCAUUGGUAGCCAUCAAUGACUGGCGCCCGAUUAACCAACGAGUACGCAAGACACGCGGUCGACGUAAGAAUCCUAGGCGAAGCAAGGACGAAACAAGGGAAGGCGUUCUAUACACAGUCCUCAAGUGGCCAUUUCUGUUCACCGUGUUUGCAUGGAUCGCCUUCUUGAGUUGCGGCUACGUACUGGUGCGCGUGUACAUCUUCCUAUACGAACAAUGGGUCACCUGGAGAGGGAAGAGAGAGAGACUGCGCCGAGAGCUGUCUUCCAAGACGAACUAUCCGGACUGGCGAAAAGCGGCCCAGGCUCUAGACGCCCAUCUAGGGAAUGAGGAGUGGAAGCAGGCGGACGCCUACGCUUACUACGACUCUGAGACUAUCACGAGGGUUGUAUCGGAGCUGAAGAAAGAGAGGAAAAGGGCGGAGGCUGAGUUGGAGCUCAGGCGCCCGGGCGCUGCGGAGCCUUCGGCCGUCGAGGAUCUUCGGGCUUUGUUGGAGGCUUGCGUGAAGAACAAUUUUGCCGGAGUGGAGAAUCCUCGAAUCUACAGCCAGACGUACUCGGGAACAAAGGAUUUGGUUCAGGAGUAUAUUGAUGAGGUACAUGCCUGCAUCCAGCUGGUUCUGGAUAGCAAGCAGAUUGACCGAAAUACCAAAAAGCAACAUUUCAAGCAACUGGAUACCAACUUUGGCCGCACCGCGCUCUGUCUGUCGGGCGGUGCCACAUUUGCUUACUACCAUUUCGGGGUUGUAAGGGCGUUACUGGAUAACGAUAUCUUACCAGAGAUUAUUACAGGGACGUCAGGCGGAGCACUUGUGGCGGGAUUAGUGGCUACUCGGACUGAUGAGGAGCUGAAGCAACUUCUAGUUCCCGCACUAGCCCAUCGCAUCCGCGCUUGUCAUGAAGGGUGGACGACAUGGGUUCGUCGUUGGUGGAAAACGGGCGCUCGGUUCGAUACAUUAGACUGGGCCAAGCAAUGCAGCUGGUUCUGUAGAGGUUCCACUACCUUUCGAGAAGCCUAUGAACGAACGGGCCGCAUAUUGAAUGUGUCCUGCGUCCCCUCUGAUCCACACUCCCCGUCUAUUUUGGCAAAUUACCUGACCUGCCCGGAUUGCGUCAUUUGGAGCGCGGUGCUCGCUUCUGCGGCUGUUCCGGGUAUUCUCAACCCCGUUGUACUGAUGUACAAAAAGCGUGAUGGGUCUCUUGCACCUUACUCUUUUGGGCAUAAGUGGAAAGACGGCAGUCUGAGGACGGAUAUCCCAAUCAAGGCAUUGAAUUUGCACUUCAACGUGAACUUUACUAUUGUCUCGCAGGUUAAUCCCCAUGUGAAUCUAUUCUUCUUUAGCUCUCGGGGAACCGUGGGUCGACCAGUCACUCAUCGCAAGGGCCGUGGCUGGCGUGGUGGUUUCCUUGGUACCGCGAUCGAGCAGUAUAUCAAAUUAGACCUUAACAAAUGGCUCCGCGUGCUUCGGCACCUUGAGCUUCUGCCAAGACCCUUGGGUCAAGACUGGAGUGAAAUCUGGCUACAAAAAUUCAGUGGCACGGUCACCAUCUGGCCGAAGACCAUUCCAUCCGAUUUCUACCACAUUCUCUCCGACCCGACGCCGGAGCGGCUUGCGCGCAUGAUCCAUGUUGGUCAGCAAAGCGCUUUCCCGAAAAUACAGUUCAUCAAAAAUCGGCUGAACAUUGAAAACACCAUCAUGAGAGGACUCCAACAAUUCUCCGCCACUGGGCGCUCCUUAUCCCCGAUUCUGUCUCGUCGGCUGCCACUUCCAGACAAUGAGGACUCACUCGUUGAGCGUUUGGACGACAACUUUCCCGAGCGCCAUGACUACAAAGGCGAUUCGACGGACGACGGCACGUCCCAAUCAACCGUCUCGCGCCCAGAGUCUCCAACUUCUAAUCCAAGGAGGGGUAGCCUCAUGGAAGAGAUGCGCCGCCAAUCAGCUGUCUUCUUCGACGACGACCUAUACGGAGAUGAUUACGCCGCUGUAACUUGA
Penicillium verhagenii is the source of this 2121-nucleotide messenger RNA. Its product is annotated as patatin-like phospholipase domain-containing protein. Bases 1 to 2121 code for a protein of 706 amino acids. Gene Ontology annotation, molecular function: triacylglycerol lipase activity. Lineage: Eukaryota; Fungi; Ascomycota; Eurotiomycetes; Eurotiales; Aspergillaceae. The transcript has 2 exons. The record is from RefSeq and is a predicted model, not a curated record. Gene Ontology annotation, biological process: lipid metabolic process.